AUGACGGACUUUACCUUAUUCUCUGGCACAUCCAGUCAGCCACCACUACCAAAGGACACUCAAGAGCAAACCUUUACAUUGUCAGCUACUGCGGGCUCAGACAUUUGGCGUACUGUAAAGGCAGCCGGUGGUCGAGACGACUUCAAUGGACCAAUCUACGCCACGAAAGUACCCUUGAAGUCUUUCCAGCACGCAGCCGCCACCAUUUCGGCGGACUUUCAGACGCCGUAUGCCCAGGGCGGUCUCAUCAUCUUCUUCCCAGGCAGGUCCGCAAUUAUUACACAGAACGAGGACGGAACCACCGUUUUCGAGACAUCACCAGAGUGGUGGAUCAAGACUGGCAUCGAGUUUGAAAACGGCUCUCUCUUCGCAUCCGUUGUCACGGCAAAUCCCUCUGCCGACUGGAGCCUGGCCUUGCUGGGGACCAACAAGGCCACGUUUGAAGUGGAAAGAUCGCAUGGCGCAUUGUGGAUAUAUGUCACCAAGCAGAAUGAGCCGAGGGUCCCAUUGAGAGAGGUGACAUGGGUAUUCGAAAACGAAAAUGAUGGUCGUGAGGUCUGGAUUGGGGUUGCCGCUUGUAUGCCUGUUGGUGAAAAGGACUCUGGUGGCGGUGAUUUGAAUGUCUUGUAUGAGAACUUUUCAUUGAGGACCGUUUGA
This is a messenger RNA of Pestalotiopsis fici W106-1, 657 nucleotides long. RefSeq lists its product as uncharacterized. The coding region runs from base 1 to 657 and encodes 218 amino acids. The transcript has a single exon. The record is from RefSeq and is a predicted model, not a curated record. Lineage: Eukaryota; Fungi; Ascomycota; Sordariomycetes; Amphisphaeriales; Sporocadaceae.